GUAGUCACAGCGUCACAGGCGUGGCCGCCAUUGUCCCGCGGGCGGCUGGUGGGGUGGUCGUCUUGCUGGGGGCGUCUCUCUGGCUUGGGGUCGCCUCGGGCUCGGGUGCUCGAUCCUUCGGCCAGGAUGGACUGCGAACACGAAGCGGCAGCGGUGGCGAUGGCCGCGCGGCCGGCGGCGGCACGGCCUCAGGAGCCUGUGACCUUCAGGGAUGUGGCUGUGGACUUCACCCAGGAGGAGUGGGGGCAGCUGGACCCUACCCAGAGGACUCUGUACCGUGACGUGAUGCUGGAGACCUUUGGGCACCUGCUCUCUGUGGGUCCUGAGCUUCCCAAACCUGAAGUCAUCUCCCAGCUGGAGCAAGGGGCUGAACUCUGGGUGGUCGGGAAAGGAGUCACCCAGGGCUGCCAUCCAGGCUGGGAGCUGGCGCCCACAGGGCUGGUGUCACCCAAGGAGCAGGGACUUCCUGAAGAGGAGCUGUGUCCUGCCUCAGAAAGGCAGGGGCUCCCAGAGGACCCUCCUUGUCCCGCCACACCAGAGGGAGCCUGGGAGCUUGAGGGCCAGGGCCAGCCCAUCAGGAAGGGCCUGGACAACUUGAGGGGACUGGAAUUCCUCCUCAAGGAAGCACCACUUCAAAUUCAAGGCUCCAAAAGUCUCAGACUUGGGGAAAACCGUGUCCACGGUUCCAACCCAGAUCCGUUCCCAGAGAUCUCUAGGAGAGACUAUUUCUGUCCUCGUGACUCACAAGUUACACAAGCAGAGCAGGACUCGCUCUCAGUCAGUCAGCAGACUGGCUCCCCAGAACCCCAGCCCUGUGAGCGCCGUGCCCGCCCCAGAGUCCCUGAGCAGGCGGCUCCCGGGGCAGAGCCAGUGCGGAGCCCAGGGCCCGAGAAGCCCUACAAGUGCGCCGACUGCGGAAAGGCCUUCCACCACAAUGCCCACCUCACGGUGCACAAGCGGAUCCACACCGGGGAGAGGCCCUACACGUGCAGGGAGUGCGGCAAGGCCUUCAGCCAGAACUCCUCCCUGGUCCAGCACGAGCGGAUCCACACCGGGGACAAGCCCUACAAGUGUGCUGAGUGCGGGAAGUCCUUCUGCCACAGCACGCACCUCACCGUCCACCGCAGGAUCCACACCGGGGAGAAGCCCUACGCCUGCCAGGACUGCGGCCGGGCCUUCAACCAGAACUCCUCGCUGGGCCGGCACAAGCGGACGCACACAGGAGAGAAGCCGUAUACCUGCAGCGUGUGUGGCAAGUCCUUCUCGCGCACCACCUGCCUCUUCCUGCACCUGCGGACCCACACGGAGGAGAGGCCCUACGAGUGCAGCCACUGUGGGAAGGGCUUCAGGCACAGCUCCUCCCUGGCCCAGCACCAGCGGAAGCACGCUGGUGAGAGGCCCUACGAGUGCCGGCAGAGGCUGGUCCUCCAGCAGGCCCCAGCUCUGACGGGGCACAUGUGGGCCGGCACACUGGGCUGCAACCCACCUCUGCACCAGGAUGAGAGGACUCCCCGCAGCGAUAGGCCCUUCAGGUGUGAUCAGUGUGGGAAGUGCUUCAUUCAGAGCUCCCACCUCAUCCGCCAUCAGAUCACGCACACCCGAGAGGAGGAGCCCGGGGUCCGGGCCCGAAGACGCUGUGGCCGGAGUUCACAACUUGUGCGGCGACAGCCCACAAAGGCAGGAGAGAGCCCUGGGGACCAGUCCAAAGCAGGGCAGCCAGCAGGCAGGGCGCUGGCCUUGUUUGACCUCCGUGAAAUCAUGCAGGAGAACAGCCCCGUGCACGUCAUUGGGGUCGGGGAGCCUUCUCUGGGCGCCUCCGUGUUGUUUGACAUCAGAGAAUCCACAUAGGAGAGAAACUCGGGCAGCCCCUGGACCACGGGUGCAGGAAUGUGAAAGGAAACAGAAUAACCCGAUUUGUCCUGCGAGGGCCUGCAGUCACCACGUGACUCCGCCUGCCCGCAGCUCUUCCCACCUUGUCCGGGGCCUCUGCUGGAGACCAUUGGAAGACCUUCCCUCCGCUGUGAAUGCAGGAAGAGCUCGGCUUUGUUUUCAUGGGAAUCAGAACAUUCUGGCAUGACCAUUUAAAGUCCAGCAUGGGAGACUUCAUGUUGCCACCCUGCAAGUGUCCUGAAGAGAUCAGGGGUUUCUGACCCUCAUCGCACAGUUCCUGACACAAAAAGAACACGUGCCUCACGGCUGGUCUUUCCUGUUGCCCAGCACCAGGCUUGUACUUGCCCAAGGUGUCAGCCUGCUCUUUGGCCUAAGGGAGACCAGCUUUGGCCUGCCCAUGUGCCCUGGCCACAGCCCCUGCCUAGCCUGCAGGACUGGGCACGCGCUGCCCUGGCUCCAGGCAGGCGGUUCCUCCACGGGGAUCGCCCAUCGCCGCUGUGAAGGCACAGUGGCCGGUGGGAGGAGGGAUCAUGACCAUCUCCAUGUGUGAAAACUGGUCCCCAACCAUAAACUGCAGGAGCACUGUUGGAUCACCUGGGUACAGAGCGGGCAGAGCGGUCUCCCUGGGAGAAUCCCACUACGCAGGGUGAUUGGGCGGCAGCACACACUGUCCCCGAGAUUCCCGCCACCCCUUGUUCCUCAGAUGCUGGGAAGGCCACCUGGUGGGGUUUCUGUAGGGCAGCCUGGCUUCUUUGAUGCUCUGGAUCAACCUUAGGUCUGUCACCAGAGGUAGGACCCCGACCUGGCCUUGGGGUCCUUCCCUGCACUGGGCUCUCCCUCGGGGGAUGUCCUCCUGUUCCUCUUCCCACCUCUGAACUCACAGUGACUCUGUGGUCAUCCCUUGCCCCGGGCCACUUGCUGGUUCACUGUGAGCGUUUACAUAGCUACCAGCUUGGCCUGUGAUAGUUCUGUGAAGUCGUUGCAUUUUACAGAUGAGGAAAACUAGUCACAGGGCAGAAAUGACCAGCUGCUGCAACUGGAGUAACCAGUGCAGGUCCAGGGGUAGGAAAUGGUGGACUCAGUUUAGUGUCAGCACCCAGUCAACAGUGGCCAGAACAAGUGGGCUUUGUUUAGGGACCAACUUCAGCCACUCGGCCAGGGCAGAGCCAGGGUGCUCUGCAGUUCUUGCAGCCUUUCCCUCAUGGGCUCAGAAAGCGCUGAAACCCCAGGCAUCACGCCUGUUGUUGAGACUGGAAGUGUCCGGGGAGAACAGGCCAACACUCAUCUCUGAUGGAGCUUCAAAGCAAAGCCUUUCCUGGGAGCCUCGGCUGCGUGUUCGAUAUGACACUGUCCCCCAAGACGGAGUCACAGCCCACUUAGCGUUUCUAAUCUGGUGGACAGGUCGUGGGCAGGGGGUGCUGGAUCGGCGGCACCCCGGCUCCAGUGUUCCCACUCCGGCGGUGCCAGCUCCUGCCCAGACCCUCUGACCUCUGCUGCACAGAAGCUGCCGAGCCCCUAAUGGGGCCGCGGGCAUUGCCUCUGCACCCAGACCUCCGGCCUGCUGACCCUGCAGCUCUCCACCUCGGCCUCUGGGACUCACAGCCUCUUCAGGGCUCCAGCUUUCCCCUCGCCCUCCCAAGCAUCAGGGUCCCACGGUAGACGGGAUGGUGGGCCUUAUCUACACCAUGGCUUUGUCUCCCACCCCACACCGGAGCCUCUGGUGCUUCUGGGUGUUCUGAACUCCAGGCCCAAGCAGCCUGCCAUUGGGCAGCUCCAAAGCGUGUGCGGUCAGCUCGGGAACCCAGCCUGCCUGUUGCUUUGGUGGACGCGUGCCAUCCCACUGUGCUCCUCCCCAUCCUCACAAGCGCCCUGCAGGCAUCUCGGGUCUGUUUGCUUUGUCCACCCCAGCCCCCCAGGACAGCCCUCGGAGGAGGCGUGGCCUCUGCAGGUGAGGCAGCAGGAUGUGACGCAGCCUGGCAACAGGCCUCACCUGGACCUUUCUGUCCUUACUGCCCCGUGUGGAGCGUGGGUGCAGAGGAAGGCUCCUCCCUCCAGGGCAGGGACACCGGCAGCCAGGACACGUCCAGGGCUCUGAGGCCGGGCAUGGGCCACCCUUUCCCUUCACCUUGGCCCCAAAGUCACAUCCUGAGGGGAGGAGCUGGGGGUGGCAGAUAGGGGACCCUCUGAGUGAGAUGGGAACAAACUGGCAGAGGAAUGGGCAGUGGAAAUGAGCAUCUCAGUUUAUCCUCAGUUCUUGUCCAGGUGCAAUGUUCCUUCCCAUUUCCUUAAUGUUUUGAAAUAGACAAACUCCUCAGGGGAAAUUACUGAAAACUAGGGGAAAUUCAUGGUUUUAUCUGUAUGUGAGAGUAACUCAGUCCUCUGUAGCCAGACUUGGAAAAUGCACAGAAAGUUUUUAACAAGUGAAAAUUCGUUUAAAAAAAUCUUCAUACUUUAACCAUCUACAAAUAGUAUCACCACAUAGAUUUUCUAUUUUUCCUUGAAGUUUUUAUUGAAAUAUGUAUACAUGUAAACAUAGUGUCCAUCAAAUCAAAUGUAGUGACUUCAUGCAGGAACCCGAAAUCCUCCUGGCUCCCUCCUAACAGGCACUCAUUAUAUUUUGAGCUUUUUCCCUACAGAGAAGUUCAUGCAGCUUGUAAAGCCGCCUUUCAGGGGAUCCUAACAAUGUGCCCCACUGUUUGCCCUGCCCGGUGUCUCGGGCGUGGGAGCACCCGGGGCAGUCCAGUUGGCCACUGAGCCCCGAGUACCAGGCCCAUCCCGCACCAUCUACUAUGCUGCUGGUCUCACAGCAACCUCCACAUGCACCGUGGAGAGCGGUUAGUGAGGGACCACAGCUGUCCAGGCGGGGUCAGUCCUUUCACACCAACAUGGGCCAGAGUGGAAGCAAGCACGGUGUGCACCUGGUGUGCUUCCAUUUGCUUAAAGAGGAAUCUGCUGCUCGCACAGUCUCUGAAAGGAUAGACACACUGGGGAGCAGUGGGGGCCAGAGGAGGAAUAAUUCUCACUCUGUGUCUUUAUAUUUUUGGAAUUUUGAAACCUGUAAAAGUAUUACGUUACAAAAAUAAAUUUAACAAAAACCUUCU
This is a messenger RNA of Sciurus carolinensis (gray squirrel), 4991 nucleotides long. It is a transcript of the gene Znf8, whose product is annotated as zinc finger protein 8. Lineage: Eukaryota; Metazoa; Chordata; Mammalia; Rodentia; Sciuridae. The transcript is spliced from 5 exons. Gene Ontology annotation, biological process: regulation of transcription by RNA polymerase II. Gene Ontology annotation, molecular function: DNA-binding transcription factor activity, RNA polymerase II-specific; RNA polymerase II cis-regulatory region sequence-specific DNA binding. The record is from RefSeq and is a predicted model, not a curated record. Bases 127 to 1848 code for a protein of 573 amino acids.